AUGGCAGGGCAUGUUACAGCAAUAAGAUUACGGCAGUUUGUAGAUCCAGCACCAGAAAUCCCUCCAGGAAUUAUUCAUCAUCAGGGAAAGGAUAUUCUUGGUUACUAUCCAGGGCAACUGGCACGGCUUCAUUUUGAAUAUCCUCCUGAAGGGCAGCCAAAACCUUUUACAAAACUGCAACCAGUUCCAGUGAAACAUGAAACUGUACUUCAUCAUGGGUUUGAUCAUUUAGUUCUGAAGCAGUAUAUCCAUUACCAAAGGACAAAGAAGAGUGUGUGUGACUGGUACACACAAACCACAUACAGAGAAGCAUUCACAUUACCAUGUUACAAGUCAGACAGUACUGAGGAUAGAUAUUGCCCAAGGACCAUUGCUGAAUCACUGGCAAUUUGGAAAAGCACUUCUGCCAAAAGGAGGGACAAAGUGAAACCUUCAUUUAUGGGAGUUUAA
Messenger RNA from Elgaria multicarinata webbii, 450 nucleotides. RefSeq names its product sperm microtubule inner protein 3 (gene SPMIP3). Bases 1 to 450 code for a protein of 149 amino acids. The transcript is spliced from 4 exons. NCBI's taxonomy places the organism in Eukaryota, Metazoa, Chordata, Lepidosauria, Squamata, Anguidae. The record is from RefSeq and is a predicted model, not a curated record.